AUGGGACGCUGUGUCACCACGUUUGCAGAUUGUUUGCAGAUUGUAAUUUUUUACUGCUACCUAGCUGAGGUGGCCACUGGUGAUGACAAGAAGCGCAUCAUCGAUUCUGCCCGGUCAGCCUACCAGGAGGCCAUGGACAUCAGCAAGAAGGAGAUGCUGCCCACCAACCCCAUACGCCUGGGCCUGGCCCUGAACUUUUCCGUCUUCCACUACGAGAUAGCCAACAGCCCCGAGGAGGCCAUCUCACUUGCCAAGACCACCUUCGACGAGGCCGUGGCCGAUCUGCACACCCUCAGUGAGGACUCCUACAAGGACAGCGCCCUCAUCAUGCAGCUGCUGAGAGACAACCUGACGCUGUGGACAGCCGACAAUGCUGGGGAAGAGGGUGGUGAAGCUCCAGAGGAGCCCCAGAGCUGAAGCAGCCUACAUCCUCCCUGUCCCGCCUUGCCCUCCAGUCCCCAGCCUGCAGAGAGGACUUAAACGGAGUGGGACUCUGCCCCUCCCAAACCCUGAAUGU
Molecule: messenger RNA, 517 nt
Organism: Rattus norvegicus (Norway rat)
Lineage: Eukaryota; Metazoa; Chordata; Mammalia; Rodentia; Muridae
Product: 14-3-3 protein sigma-like
Source: RefSeq, a predicted model, not a curated record